Messenger RNA from Ricinus communis (castor bean), 2472 nucleotides. RefSeq names its product RNA polymerase I-specific transcription initiation factor RRN3. The record is from RefSeq and is a predicted model, not a curated record. Gene Ontology annotation, biological process: transcription initiation at RNA polymerase I promoter. The transcript is spliced from 15 exons. Gene Ontology annotation, cellular component: nucleus. Gene Ontology annotation, molecular function: RNA polymerase I general transcription initiation factor activity; RNA polymerase I core binding. Bases 295 to 2217 code for a protein of 640 amino acids. Lineage: Eukaryota; Viridiplantae; Streptophyta; Magnoliopsida; Malpighiales; Euphorbiaceae.
AAUAAAAAAAGGUCGGUUUGCGGAAAAACCCUAUCUCUCUUUCCUCUCACAGCCGACAAAUAAACACAAGGAGGAGAGGAAGAGGAGGCAGCUGCCGAAGCUCAAACAUACAUCCUUUUUGCUAUUCAAUUCCUAUCUCUCUUUACUUUUAUAGCGAAAGCUAAGCACAAGAGAGGAGAGGAAGAAGGAGAAGAAGAGCAGCCGCCGAAGCACAAACACACACCUUAACGUCUGCUAUUUAGGCUGUCGACCACUAUCAUUAUCUGCCAACAGAAAAGAAAAAAGGUCGAGAUUAUGGGAGUAGAAUUGGACAGUCAGUACAAAAAAGAGAUAGAAGACAUGGAGGAUGAUGGUGUUAAUUAUACUGAUUCUGACUUAGUUUAUCAUGUCAGGGAUGCCCUUCAUUCAGUUCAAUACGGAGAUACCAACAGUUAUGACCAGCUUGUUGGUGUCAUGCAUCAUUCCCAACGGCUUACCCCUGAUGAUGUGGCGCUUCUUUUGACUAGUCUAAAGGCACUCUCUGGGGCAGUUUCUUAUAUAGACGAGUGCCACCAUGAUCGUCUUCUUCAAUCUAUAUUUGGGAUGAGCAUUUGGAAUUAUGGACCUGAUGUGAUGGAAGCUUUGCUUGAACUCAUUAUUGCCUUGGCAGCUUCAAAUGGAAAAUAUAUUGAUCCAUGUUUGAAAAUGCUUGUAACCAAUUUCGUGCCACCAAUGUAUUUAAUUGAUAUACUAAAGCUGCCACGCGGUCAGGCAAAAAAGGAACAAGUUCUAUCGCGAUUGCAUACAGCUCUUGAAGAUAUUGCUCAUUUGAUACCUAUGGCAGCCUCUAGAUUAUCUACAGAAGUUGUAAGUGAGAUUCAAAGGAUACCAACAACCUUUAAGAAAGAUCAAUAUCAUGAGAAGGACCGUGUGAAAUAUCGAACUGAAAUCUAUGUGGAGAAUAUGUUAAGAUUGGAGAGUGGUGCAAUAAGAGAAUUUGUUGGAAGCAGGAUGCUGAUGGCGGUGGUUGAUAAGCUGAUAGAUUUGGAUGUGGCAAUUGGUUGGGAUGACAUUCUACGAGAUGACUCCUGUAAAGGCAUCUUUGCUAUUGAGCUAGAAGAUGCUGAUGAGGUUUCAGAUGAUGAUGAAUAUAAUGAUUAUGGCGAGCUUCCGAGAACUUUAAGCCAUAAGAGCUUAGGUGAAAACGUCGCUGCUGAUCUGUUAGAUAGUCUGAUGGUCCGAAUAUUUGAGCAUCUCGAGUUGUGUGCAAACAAUAAACGUUUGAAUGAGGUGUUUGAAACCCUUUUGGAUUCGUUCAUGCUAACUAUCUUAAACACAUAUAAGUCAAAGUUUGCUCAGUUUGUGAUGUUCUAUGCCUGUGCACUCGAUCCUGAAAAUUGUGGUGUGGAAUUUGCUGAAAGACUCAGAGAUAGGUUUACUUAUGGUGAGAAUCCACUCACAAGGAUGAGUGCCGUGGCUUAUCUUGCUAGUUAUCUGGCUCGCGCAAAGUUUCUGCCUAUUGCUUUUGUUGCUAGCACAUUGAAAAGGCUGGUGGAUUGGUGUUCGGAGUAUUGUAGAAACCAAGAUGGUGACAUGAACCCAAAAGCACAUCGAGUUUUCUAUUCUGGAUGUCAGGCCAUAUUGUAUGUGCUAUGUUUUCGUAUGAGCUCAAUGAUGGAUAUUCCAUGGCUCAAAUCCCAACUUCUCCAUAUGCCCUUGGAGCAAAUCAUGAAGCAUAAAUUGGGUCCUCUGAAGGUGUGCCUGCCAUCUAUAGUAGAAGAGUUUCUAAAACAGGCAAAAGCUGCUCAUCUGUUUACUACAUCCCAAACAUCCAGCUUUGAAGAUGUUUUGGAAUCAGAAUUUUCCAAGGAUUUUGGUGGACUGGAAAGACUGGACAUGUUCUUUCCAUUUGACCCAUGUUUGCUGAGAACAUGUGACAGGAGUUUCAUCCGGCCAAACUUUGUAUACUGGAAGGAUGUCAGAACCACAUAUGGCAGUGAUGAGGAAGAUAGCAGUGAUGAAGAUAUUGCUGAGGAUUUUACUGACAUAAAUGGAGGGAGUUAUAUGGAAGAAGGGAUGGCGACGAGUUUAGACGGCCAACAUCUUGAUCUUGAUGAAUUUGACUAUGCAAUGAAUAAAAUGUCCAUCACACCCAAGAAUCGAUUCGGUAUCAGAUUCGGAGAAAGGAUGCAAAUGCCCUCAAAAAUAAGACCCUCUACAAGUCCGGAGUCUUUGUGAUAAUUGUUAGACAGGGGAGGGCCUGUUAUUUUCAUGCUAACAUUAUUUAUUCAGGGUUUAGGAUUUCACUAAUAGAUUCAAUUCCAGGCUAUGUGAUCCUAUUCAACUUUGAUUUUCAAGCUGUUGUAAAUUAAAAUUUUGAUUGAUGCGUUUACACUAUAAUGUUUCAUAUAUUGAGUGUAAUUAAUUAGAGUCAGGAACUUGAGCCUUCCAAGUUUGGUGUUCAAUACAAGAAUAUGAUGUUUUAAUAUUUCA